Molecule: messenger RNA, 1527 nt
Organism: Anthostomella pinea
Lineage: Eukaryota; Fungi; Ascomycota; Sordariomycetes; Xylariales; Xylariaceae
Source: the annotation of a GenBank genome assembly
AUGGCGACCAACGUCAAGGUGGUGGGCACCGACCUUCGACAGGUGACCGUGAAGGUCAACCCUGGUACAUACCUGACCGAGGUCCUAGAGAAUGCUUGCGCAAAGCUCAAGGUCACCUCCGACAAGUUCCUCCUGAAGCACAAACAGCGCCAGUUGGACCUCUCUCAGACCUUCCGAACAUCGGGCCUCAUCCCCGGAGCCAGGCUCGAGCUGGUCGUCCGGUCCAACACGCCGACAGCCAUUAACGUCGCCAUACAACUCCCGUCCCCUGAGUCGACUCUCUUCCCACCCCACGGUCGAAUCACCGAGAAACUGCCGAGCGAUUUCACAGUCUGGCAGGUCUUGCGCCAGUUCGAGAGCGGCAAGGCGAGCGCCGGCAAGAACCUGAAUAUCACAGUGAGAGGAGUGGCCCAGACAAGCAAUGGCGCCGGCACAGGUAGCGGACAGCUAUACUACGAGACACCAAACGUGCAGCUGGAGAACAGAACAUUGGCGACGUUCAACGACUUUCAGAAGACGCUGUCGCAGCUUGGAUACAACUCCGGCGGCGUGCUGAUGCGCUUGUCUUUCGAGAAGACGGGUCAGACCUUGGCGGAUGCCAUGACGGAGAUGGGGCAGCAUUUCAAGAUGGAGGAAAUGGAGAACGCGCCGGGACAGACUGGCGAGUCUGCGUCGAUAGAGGAGCCAGCCAACACAACGGACCCUUCGGCCAUGGACAGUCUGCCCAUAGAUACAGCCCAUGGAGUAGCCGCCUCUGGACCUGUCACAGGGGCUGGUGCAGAUGAUGUUACCGUCACAGGACAGCCUGACACAGCCGCCACCGGCGAUGCUAUGGACGUCGACGAGCCUGUAACGUCCGGCGGUCGCCCCGUCACCAUCUUUUCGGCGCCUACCUCAUCCACGCCAGCUGCCUCACUUCGGUCAGACUCUGAAGAGGCAUUCAUGCCAGACAUCAGCCAUGCCAAAGCCCACCAAAGGCUACUGAAGAGCCUAGGCGAGAACAAGCGCCUCCCCUCGGACCAGGAACUCCAGGAAAGAGCCGCCGCGGAGGCUGCAAAGGUAGCGGCAGUCAAGUUGUUCAAAGUCAAGGUGCGCUUCCCAGACAACACCUCUGCCGAGUGGUCCUUCGGGCCCGACGAUACGGGAGCAACCCUCUACGCAGAAGUCAGAAAUCUCAUGGCGAACGAUACGGCCCCCUUCAGGCUGGCGCUGCCGCCCGGCAAGGUGACCAUCAAGGACGAUAGCAGCGACGCCAGCAAGCUCGUGCAGGGCUACCGACUGAGCGCCAACACCCUCGUCAACUUCUUGUGGGAGGACGCGGUUCCGGCGGACGUUCGGCAGCAGCCUUUCCUGAAGGGCAGCCUGAAUGACCGGGCCCGGGAGGUUGUGGUGCCUGAAGUGCGCGAGGUCGAUGUUAAGGACGAGGCCGGACCGAGCAUACCCACGUCUGCGCCUAAACCGCGGAAUGAGGGCAGUGGCUCGGGAGUCAAGAAGCCGAAGUGGCUGAAGGGACUCGGCAAGAAGUGA